Molecule: messenger RNA, 1797 nt
Organism: Clonostachys solani
Lineage: Eukaryota; Fungi; Ascomycota; Sordariomycetes; Hypocreales; Bionectriaceae
Source: the annotation of a GenBank genome assembly
AUGCCUAGCACCCAUCUUUUAGAUGUCCCUGGGGAGAUUUUGGUGGCUAUCCUUUCAAGGUGCAUUUUAGCCUUGUGCGGUGAUAGGCGUGAUGGCCUCUUCUUUCAACUGCCUAAUUAUGGAGAAAUGUUCAGGUUGAGGUUGGUUUGCAGAACUUUUAACCAUGUCUUUCGGGAUGCGUUAAUUCAGACCCAAGUGCUUAAUCACUUAGCUCCUCUGCCAGAGGAUCCCCCCUACAAUAAAAUACAACCUUUAGCGUACUGGCAGACGAGAACAGACGAUGGUGUCCAAAAACUUUGGCAUUCAUACAUUGCGCACAUGGUGCAGAAAGGGGUCAACCCUAGCGUCAGUUAUUUGCCGAACGCCCCAGAGAUCUCGUGGUGCGCCGAGAUCCGUGAAAUAUCACAGUUGGUAUGCGACAGAGUGCCGCACUCCGACUUGCCCAAUACCAUCGAGGCCCUCUGCUGGCUUGGUUUCGGAGGUGAGUUGGGCGGGCUGGGUCAUCUCUGGUAUAUCAACUCCCGUGCAGCCCAGCUGCCAGUGGAACUCCAAGGAGAAUUUAGGCGGAAUGGCAAUCUCCUCAGCGCCGCAGCCUAUUUGAACCAUCUGCCUUUAGCUAGAGAGCUUUUAGCAGAACAUGUCGAUCCGACACUUAACGACUUUCUUUUCCCUGCUCCGAUAGAGGCAGCUGCAAGGGGAGGAAAUGUCGAAAUGCUCCAGCUAUUCCAGGAAACUCUAUCAGAGCCAGAUCCAGAGCCAGAGCCAGAGCCAGAGCAAGAAAAUCCACUGGAGCAAGAGGAUGUUAACGAACAGUCUCUGAUGGAGAUUGAGAUUUUGAAUCCAAUGCGGCAAGGGGAUAUUAACGAAGAGACUCUGCUGGAGAUGUUGAACCCGCAGGCUCUACCAAAUUUCUUGGAAGUGGAAGCGGUUCCGGAACCAACUUUACACAGCACGAUGGGAAAUGUUCCCCUCACAGGGAAGGCUGAUCCUCGAGCAGUUGUUGGAGCGGCAGCAGCGGGCGACUUACAGGUCCUUGAGGUGGCAUUAUACCCUCCAUCGCGAAGUGACACUAACAGCUCCGACUAUUUUGGUCAGCCGUAUGGAAGAGUCGAUCCAUACUCCCCUCCAGGCCACGCGCUCAAAUCCAUAAUGGUGCACUCAAAAACGUGGGAAGUAUACUUCAGGCUGGCAUCUUUCUUCCACGACUUUUACGUCUCCCAACCGGCAGAGGCUGCCUUUCAUCUGCAGAUGUUUGUUGAAUUUGGCAACUACGAAAUAGUGAAGAACUUACUCGAAAGAGGCGUUUCUUGCCGGGGAGGCCACAGGAGAUACGCUUCUUCUAUACAUGCAGCUGCGCGCCAAGGUCGAGAAGAUAUGGUAGAUCUACUGAUAAAGCAUGGUGCUGAUGUCAAUCAAUCAGGUCUUGCUCUGUUCGGGUCGCCUCUUCAUCAGGCAGUGGAGAGCCGAAGUAUCAAGAUGGUCAAGAAAUUUCUAGACAUGGGGGCCGUUUGUGAGUUCAAUACUUUGCAGGAGGCGCUCUUCUGUGGAGGCCCUAAGAUGGGUGAAUUGGUUCUGGCUCAUUGCCCUCUCAAAAAUCUGCUUUACGAACAUAUUUGGAAGCUUCUAGUUCAAGCUAAGGAAGGAAACUAUGCCUUCGUGAUCAGUUUAUUGACUGAGAAGUUCCCCGGCCUUAAGGAUUUAGAUUACCCCACCGAUUUGACAAGCAAGAAAUGGUCGGAUAUAGUUAAAUCAGCCUCGGGCGGCUUGCCAAAGACUCGCAAAUGGUGGUUUUUUUAG